Messenger RNA from Porites lobata, 259 nucleotides. Lineage: Eukaryota; Metazoa; Cnidaria; Anthozoa; Scleractinia; Poritidae. The record is from the annotation of a GenBank genome assembly.
AUGUUUGCCUUGGUUCCAUCUACUUUGGUGAAGCAUGACAGUCUUCGUAAUUUAGAAGAAAGCUGCAAUUUCGGCAACAGGACUUACCUACACCGUCCUCUCUUCCUUCUGAGUUAAAGGAAUGGCAAUACUUUUGGUGCACUCCCACUUUACAGCUAAAACUGUAAUAGAGUGUGUAAUAUCUGCUGAGGAAGAUAUGUAUCCCAACAUACGAGUUUUGCUUACAAUUGGUUGUACCCUUCCUGUUAGUUCUGCCUAA